Molecule: messenger RNA, 2901 nt
Organism: Acanthopagrus latus (yellowfin seabream)
Lineage: Eukaryota; Metazoa; Chordata; Actinopteri; Spariformes; Sparidae
Exons: 2
Coding region: 608-931 (107 amino acids)
Source: RefSeq, a predicted model, not a curated record
UCUGAAGUAAAUAAAUCACCAUCAAAUACAAGAAGACAGCAGCGCUGACCCCAGCGGAACACUGUCACUGUGUAGUUUGUUCCUACACGGAGCGGCAUGAAGACACACCGUUGCUAUUGGAUGCAGCAGUAGCGUUAGCUUUCCCACAGCAGCGGCAUGCUAACGAUGAUGGUGACAGCUAAACUGUCAUAGAAAAUAAACUGAAAGUUGUGACGUCACUGGUUAUGUUUUGUCGCUUAAAUAGGUUGGUGUAUUGACGUCAUCCGGAUUACGUAUUCGUCUCAGGAGCUAACAGAGCUAAACUAGCAGCAGGAUUAGCCAUAACCCUGGAAACAGCGACGGUCAGCAGUGUGAGCGGUUAGCGGAAGGCGGCUAGCAGCCGUUAGCUCCUCUGGUAGAAUAUCAGUUUAAUAUGAGGUGCAAGUACAGAAACCGACAGGGACACGAGGAGGAGGAGGAGGAGGAGGAGGAGGUUCUGUUUGUGCACCAGACGACCAGGUUGAGUCUGCAGGUGUUCAGACAUGACUGAGGUGGACCUGGAUCUGAGGUGGUCCACAGCGAUUGGGGCCACUCUGCUUCUGGACCUUUGUCAUAUUUCUGGAGUGACAUGUCGGACUGUGAUCCACCUGCUGUAGAGGAGGCUCUUGGACCCCAUGGUUCCCCUGGUCUCCCUGGUCAUCCUGGACCUGGUCGCCUCCCUCUGGCAGAGAAGGCCAUGUCUGAGGCCUUUGCGAGGCUGCGGUAUCGCGACACAUCCCUGCUGAUCUGGCAACAGCAGCAGCAGGACCUGCAGGUGGCUCCGCCUUCCACCUACCUGAACCGGAGCCAGUCAGCCUGGUACAGCAGCUUUGGGAACCAGGCUGUCCUGGUUCGAGACAAAAAGGGGCUGGAGGACACAGAUGGACGGUCCAGGAUCUGCAGCGUCAUGUAGACUGAAACAGAUGCUGUGAUCCAGACUGAACAUCUGAGAGGAUUCAACAUUUCUGUUCAGUUUUCAGUCGGCAGGUCGGUCUGUUCAGGUUCUGUCCCAAAGUAGAACGAUACCAUUGAUCCUCUGGCACACUUGGAUUAAAUAAAUCGGCUCUUCGUCGAGCUGCUUGGCUAAGAGGUGUCCCGUGAACCUGAGCUCUUUGGAUCAAAUUGGACUGAACCCUCAGACUCAAGUCAAGAGGAGACGAAGCCUAGAACAUGUUCUGAAUUAGUUAAAAUUGUCCUGUUCAGACUCUCCUGACCUGGUUUUGGUUUUCAUAUUUUGCUCGUUGUCAGUAUUUUUAUUUUUGGGUGAUAUAAAAUGUUUACAUGCUUCAUUGUUUCCCCACACAUUAAUUUAUUUCAAUAUUCAAUAUCUUAUUAAUAUCAACAUGGCCACCACGUAUUGAUUCUGUAUUUCAGGAGCUGCGUCUCGUUCUCUCUCACUGAAGACAGCAGCCUUCAGUGAAUCGCAUGAUGCCAGAUACUCCGAUACAUCGGACGGUGGUGUUGUUUAAAGUCUGCUGCUAAAACCAACGAAGAAGAGGAGGAGGACUAUUUAACCCAGUUGGCUCGACUGUAACUUCCUCCGCAGAGAAGACGGCCGACAUCAUCGAGAUCAAUCCCCUCAAAGACCUCCAGGGCUUGAAGACAGUUUGUGUCUGGCUGAGCCAUGUGAUGACAUCAUCACAUGAUGACGUCAUCACUGUGAAAGUUGCAUCUGUAAAAUGGUCAUUAAAACUUCACAAUCUCCUGAAAUGACUCGUUUUGCUGUCAGAAUUUUGGCAUUUCGGUCCAGUAACAUUUGGAGAGUCUAGAAGAACUGCCCAGUUACAUUUUAUCCCAUCCAAGUUAGCUCGGCGCUAAUCUGGAGGUUAGCCAACUCAGUUGGCAGAAGUCUUUGUGUGCGCACGCUCUACGGCACCGCAGCUGGACAGCACCACCAGAACUACAGUCUGAUUCUGUGGGAAACACUGCACAUGGUUUGUCUCUCCUCUGCAGCUGCAGCUCCUCUGUUCAGCCUGUCUGAACACUCUUUGCUCCAUCUCUUUAAGGCCCACCUCCUAAAUGGCCCAUUCUGCUCUGAUUGGUUGGUUUACACAGGCCUGAACAGGCACACAGUUUGUGUACUUCUCGUGUCCUUCACAGUGUUUGUAUCUACAGCACACACUUUAUAAACACAUCUGACCUUCAUCAGUCAGCAGUCUGGUGUUUCUUCUUCUGUGGUUUGAAUGACAUCACAGUUUGUUUGGGGGACUUUUCUCCAGAAACAACCAAACCAGAAAUCCACCACUGAAGAAGAAACACAGCAGUUUAUACAGGAGUACUAGAGACAAUGCACUGCAGCAUCCUCAGAACAGACUGGGCGCUGAUGCUGUGUUCAGGUGCAGCACGGAUGGUCCCAUCUCCUGAUUUGUGAAGUCAUCCUUCAGUGUUCAGUGUACAUGUGGGAGCAACAUGGACGCUCAGAAACGACACAGUGACGAUAAAACACAUCACUUUAGUAAAUUGGGCAUUAUGGGAAAUGUAGGAGCGGUAAAGGCUUUUAUUCUUGUGAAGGAAGAAUAAAAGGCUGGAACCAGGUGUGACUGACCUGUCCCAGUCAAGAAACAGGAAGUCCAAGCUAAAACUAUCCCUACAAGUCCCAAGUUAAAGGAGCAAUCUGUAGUUUUCUUCAAUGGCUGAUUUUAAACAAACUUAAUAAUCAAACUCUUUAUUUUCAUGACAGAAAAAACAAACUCAUCUUAUACUGUUGUACUCUGUUUAUAUGUGAUGGAUGUGUGUGUGUAUAUACGUGUAUAUAUACAUAUAUGUUCAUAUACAUACACAUGUAUGUAUUUUAUUGUCCUCUGACAACAGCUGGUUUAGUUACUGAUGGAAACAGUUUGUAUUAUUACCUCAUUAAUAUUGUGAAUAUAAAUUCGGACUGCA